This is a messenger RNA of Spodoptera exigua (beet armyworm), 737 nucleotides long. The record is from the annotation of a GenBank genome assembly. Lineage: Eukaryota; Metazoa; Arthropoda; Insecta; Lepidoptera; Noctuidae.
AAAAUAUACUGUAUUUUUUUGGGAGUGUUUUGAAGUUGUUAUCUGGCAACACCUAAACCCGUUCUUUCAUUUCCAAAGGAAAAUAACAAACGGAAUGGCUGACGCAGCGCCAUCGACAGCGCCCAAGGCGAAAGUGCCUAAAACUAAGGCACCUAAAGAGAAGGCCGCCAAGGCUGCCCCUGCGGCGCCUGCAGAGCCUCCUAAGGCGGUGCGUAAAGUGUCAUCGAAACCCCGUCACGGCAGGCUGUACGCUAAAGCCGUGUUCACAGGCUACAAACGUGGUCUUCGCAACCAACAUGAGAACACAGCUCUUCUGAAGAUUGAAGGAGCAAGGAGCCGUGAAGACGCAGACUUCUAUGCUGGCAAGCGUUGUGUAUAUGUAUACCGUGCCAAGAAGAGGACACCCAUUGCUGGUGGACCCCGUGGCAAGAAGACCAAGCUGCGCGCCAUCUGGGGCAAGGUGACCAGACCACAUGGCAACUCCGGUGGAGUGCGUGCUCGCUUCCGCUCCAACCUGCCAGCGCAGGCUAUGGGACACAGGAUACGCGUGAUGUUGUAUCCCUCCAGGAUCUAAGACUCUUCCUGUUAAGUAAUAUAAGCAUAAAAUAAAACCCAAAAAAAUUACUUUGCUUUUUAUUUUCAUAAAUUCUGAGUGAUUUAACUUUGGCUUAACCUCUCCUUUACCAGUAAAUAAGACAAUAAUAAAUACACUGGGUCUCACUUAGAUCAUGUUUUGG